Molecule: messenger RNA, 2020 nt
Organism: Cryptomeria japonica (Japanese cedar)
Lineage: Eukaryota; Viridiplantae; Streptophyta; Pinopsida; Cupressales; Cupressaceae
Exons: 8
Coding region: 107-2020 (637 amino acids)
Biological process (GO): response to oxidative stress; hydrogen peroxide catabolic process
Molecular function (GO): peroxidase activity; heme binding
Source: RefSeq, a predicted model, not a curated record
CUCUUCAGCGAGUGCGACUAUAAGAAACCAAGACUUCUCCAAGCUCUUCACUGUCGACUGAUCAAUUUAAUUUGUGGGAUAUAUUUCUUUUGCUGCAGAGCAAGCAAUGAUGACGGCACGUAGCCUGAUUGCAUGUAUUGCAUGGAUAUUGUUGUUGAGUUUGAGUAAAGUGAAGGGGCAGCUCAAUUCGACCUUUUACGGUACUACCUGUCCAAAUGUAUCGUCGACAGUCCAAGCUGCGGUGCAAGCUGCAGUCGCCAAUGAAUCAAGAAUGGGCGCUUCUUUACUCCGUCUUCACUUCCACGACUGCUUUGUUAACGGCUGCGACGGAUCCAUACUGCUGGACGACUCGGUGAACAUAACCGGAGAGAAAACCGCUGGGCCAAACAACAAUUCUGUAAGAGGAUUCGACGUGAUCGAUACCAUCAAAUCCCAAGUUGAAGCAAUCUGCAGUGGAGUAGUGUCUUGUGCAGACAUUCUCGCCCUUGCUGCUCGUGAUUCUGUGGUCGCGUUGGGAGGGCCAACAUGGACAGUGCUGCUAGGGAGGAGGGACUCGUUAAAUGCAAGCCUAAGUGAUGCAAACAGCAACAUUCCAGCCCCGACAUUGAACCUCAGCGGACUCAACUCAUCAUUUAUUGGAAAGGGUCUUUCUACCCAGGACAUGAUUGCCCUUUCAGGUGCUCAUACAAUUGGUCAAGCGCGGUGCACCACUUUCAGAACUCACAUCUACAAUGAAACCAACAUCAACAGCACAUUCGCCACUUCUGUGCAGGCUAACUGCCCUUUCAGCGGUGGAGAUGAUAAUCUUUCGCCCUUAGAUGUACAAACUCCCACGACCUUUGAUAUCGACUACUACACAAAUCUUAUGAGUCAACAAGGUCUUCUUCACUCAGAUCAGGAGCUUUUUAAUAAUGGAUCAGCUGACUCUCAGGUUACUACCUACGCUAACAACCAGACAACAUUCUUCAGUGAUUUUGCAGCUGCCAUGGUGAAUAUGGGAAAUAUAAGCCCUCUCACUGGUAGCAGUGGAGAAGUCCGAACCAACUGUAGGAAGCCCAAUCAAUCAAUCAUGAGGCGAGAUACUUUGAGUGCAUGUAUUGCAUGGAUUUUAAUGUGUUUGAGUAACGUGAAUGGGCAACUCAAUUCGACGUUUUACAGUUAUACAUGUCCAUAUCUAUUGCCGAUAGUGAGAGAUGCGGUGACGGCGGCAGUCGCCAACGAAAAACGAAUGGGUGCAUCGUUGGUCCGCCUUCAUUUCCACGACUGCUUUGUUAACGGGUGUGACGGGUCGGUGCUGUUGGAUGACUCAUCGACCAUAACCGGAGAAAAGACUGCCGUUCCUAAUAACAAUUCCUUAAGAGGAUUCGACGUGAUUGACACCAUUAAAUCAAAAGUCGAGGCAAUAUGCAGUGGAGUUGUUUCUUGUGCAGACAUUCUCGCCAUUGCUGCUCGUGAUUCUGUGGUCGCAUUGGGAGGACCAUCAUGGACUGUACAGCUGGGAAGGAGAGACUCAUUAACAGCAAACCUAAGCGGAGCAAAUAACGAUAUUCCAGCUCCCACACUGAAUCUUACCGGACUCAUCUCAGCUUUCAAUGCUAAGGGUCUUUCUGCCAGGGACAUGAUUGUGCUUUCAGGUGCUCAUACGAUUGGUCAAGCUCGUUGUACCAACUUCAGAAGCCACAUAUACAACGAAACCAACAUCUUGAGUUUAUUUGCCAACUCUCUCCAGGCUAAUUGCCCUUUCAGUGGUGGAGACGACAACUUGUCGCCCUUAGAUAUCCUAACUCCCAACACCUUUGAUAACUAUUACUACAAAAAUUUGAGAAGCCAGCUGGGACUUCUUCAUUCCGACCAAGAGCUAUUUAAUGGUGGUUCUGCUGACUCUCAGGUGACUACAUAUUCCAACAACUUGUUUACCUUCUUCAGUGAUUUUGCUACUUCCAUGGUGAAUAUGGGCAACAUCGAUCCCCUUACGGGUGGCAGCGGGGAAGUACGAACAAAUUGUAGGAAGCCCAAUUGA